UGGCAAACCCGGCGUAUGUGAUGGAAAUAGCUUUGCAAAAUAAACUAGUAGUUCAACUGACUGGUUUUAAGGGGAGUGAGAAAGAAGAACUAAUUGAGUUGCUAUUCACACUUGAUUGUGUAUUUAUUGAUUCUGAGAUUUUUGAAAACUGCACACAUUUAAUUGCCAAGAAACCCUGCAGAAGUGAGAAGUGGCUUGCAGCCUGUGCAUCAGGAAAGUGGGUACUGACUAAAGACUACAUAAUUAACAGUGCAGAAAGUGGCAGAUGGCUUGAUGAAACGACUUACGAAUGGGGAUAUAAAAUCGAAAAAGACUUCCAUUAUUCACCUCAGAUGCAAUCUGCACCUAAAAGAUGGCGCCAACACCUGACACGCACUGGUGCUCUAGGGGCCUUCAGCAGAUGGAAAGUAGCCCUGCUUGUUAAAGACGGCCAUAAAGAAAGGGAGGCUUUUAUAAGAGUUCUGAAGGCUGGACAGGCAACUCUCUGCAACGCACAAGAGUCUAAUGCUGGGAUUACACACGUUUUUGUAACAAGUGCAAGAGUUCUGGAAAAUCGAGGAAAUAACCUAUUUAAGAUACCUUAUUACUCGGUGCAGUACCUUGGGACAUACCUCUUAGAGAGUACAUACCCUGUUGAAGAUACACCAUCGGAUCUGACAGAUGAGAAGAUUUCUGGCAUAAUGUAUUCAAUAUGGAAGCAGCUUUGCAUUGCACAGGCACGCCAUCAUAAGAGCAUUAAAAGAGACACUGUGCUAAGCGAGAACAUUAUGAUAAAUAACCCUGAGAUUGGGAGGGUGAGUUUCAGCAGAAUUGAAGUGCUUCUGGAAGAGCAUGUGUUCAGUGAAGCCUUGAUAGAACUUGAUCGUCUCUUUCCCUAUGUUCCGCCUUUAAAGUUACUUCAGUCCCUUCUCAAGCACCUUUUGCAGGGGAAUGUAGACAGCAACUGUUUUGGUGCAUUAUAUGACAUUUUUUGCAACUUACUGGUUUUCCACCCACCAUGGGAGUCCGCACGUAUGUUACAAUACUACCUGGAUUUAUUUCAGUGUCCGAUAUGUAAGCGAGGAUCAUGGCCAUUUAUAGAAGUGCUGAUCAGGUGUUUUCUUAGUGACAAAUUAGCCUUGUGCCAUCAACCACUUGGCUUGGAAAUGGAUUCUCAGAAAAGAAGAGAAAUUGCUGUAAUACUUCUGAAAGUUCUGGCAAAUAUUAUGUGGGAAGAAGCAAAGUUCCUGAGCACAAAGCUUUGUGAGCAGCGAGACAUUAAGCCCCGAGCAAUGCUGCCAUCUUUUAAUGUUGGUGUUUUUUGGCCAGAGCUCAGGGCUAUGAAGCUUCUAACAAACCAAAUCAGUACCUUAACAAAUCAGGUUUUACGAUUCCACAAAGAAAACCACAGGGGGAGUGUUUUACAUGAAGAAGUAGGAUACCAGUUGAAUGUGAUGCUUGGUGCUGCAGUGGAAUAUUGGAUUCUUCUUGGCUUUUAUAUGGACAAAAAUUUAAUUUACCAAGUGGCCAAUGAUCUGGUAUUUUACAUCUGUGUUCCAUGUGAAGAUUUUUCCAUGAAAGAAAAAGAAAUAUUUAUCCACUCAAUACCAUCCCCUUGGCUUCAAAUGUUAGUUGCAGAAGUUUUCUUUAAGAACCUUUGUAUGGAGAGCAAAAUUAACAUUUCAUCUGAGCCUUUAUCUUUAGAGAUGCUGCUUUUCACAUACAUCCCAGCUAUAUGGAGAGUGGGAAGUUGUGACAAUGGAAACGUGCAGAAAUUCAACGGAAAAAGAAAAAUGGGACAUGGGCAUUGCCUGCAGUCUCAGAGGGCUGCGCUGAUGCUAAAUGGUGAAAAUCAGAACCAAGGCGAAGCAGCGCCUGAUCUACCGGUCUGCCCAAAGAUAAGAAGAACAAGAGAAGCGGGAUCCAGUUGCACCAAAGAAAAUCUGCCAUCUGCAGUGCAAGUUUUACCACAUAACUGUCAAAACGCCAAAGGAGAGACCGCUCUACAUACAGCUUGCAUAAAGAACAAAGUGAAAAAAUUGAUCAUGCUGCUCAGUUUACCCGGAACAGACAUUAAUGUCAGAGACAAUGCUGGCUGGACGCCUUUGCACGAAGCAUGUAACCAUGGCAGCACUGAAUGUGUCCGUGAAAUUUUGCAUCGCUGUCCAGAAGUGGACCUGCUCAGUCAUGUGGACGGUGUGACUCCAUUACAUGAUGCCUUACUUAAUGGUCACGUUGAGAUUGGCAAAAUGCUGCUUCAGUACGCGGGGCCUAUUAUUUUACAGCAAAAGGACGGUGAUGGGAAAUUUCCGUUGGAUUAUGUUAUAUCACCUGAGCUGAAAAAGGAACUUUUUGAUAUUGUCCAACUGGAAGAAACCAUUGAGGAUUUUCACAAGCAUGCAGAACAGGAGUUUGACAAACUCAGAACAGAAUUUAGUGCAUUUUUACUUUCUCGAAUGUUGUUGAAUUUCAUAUCUCUUUUCGAUUUGCCUUUAAAUUCUCUCACUGCAAGGACACUUUAUCCAAAUGCUGCUGCUUUUGUUAAUUGUAUAAAGGCUAAAGGUACUGCACAGUCCUUCUCGGCCUCACUCGUGGAACGAUACAUCGAAGCCAUAGUCACCAUGCAAAACCUAAGUGACCCUCUCCAAGCUUUUCCAGAUGGUCUACUAGACACCGAGGGAUUCAAUUUACAGAUUCUGAUGGCACUCCUUCAAUCCAUGACGUCACAUUAAACAAAAAUGAAAAUUCACCAUUGAAAAUUCACAUUACAAAACUACUUUUGCACAUUUGUUUUACCUGCCCAUAAAAGUGGCUGAAAUCAACAGUUUUCUGUGCGAUACCAGUCCGGUGUUAUUCCUACAACUAACAUGUUGAAAAAUGCUUCUCCCAUUUACAGUUUGUGGGCUCUAAUGAUAUGUAAUUACUCAUUUUUUUUGUGAAAUCCCACAUUUAUAUUGAAAUGUCACAUAAUACACACAGCAAGCAGCAGGAGUAAGACCAUAAACGAAUUACAAAUGCUAUCGAUUCAAAGGAAUACUGUGCAAGCACACAGCACCCUAGCCUGAACACAGAUACUAAAUGCAUAUUGAUG
This is a messenger RNA of Pelobates fuscus (common spadefoot toad), 3070 nucleotides long. RefSeq names its product SMC5-SMC6 complex localization factor 1 (gene SLF1). The transcript has 18 exons. Gene Ontology annotation, cellular component: site of double-strand break; nucleus. NCBI's taxonomy places the organism in Eukaryota, Metazoa, Chordata, Amphibia, Anura, Pelobatidae. Gene Ontology annotation, molecular function: protein binding. Gene Ontology annotation, biological process: DNA damage response; positive regulation of double-strand break repair; protein localization to site of double-strand break. The record is from RefSeq and is a predicted model, not a curated record. Bases 21 to 2711 code for a protein of 896 amino acids.